AUGUUUGCGCGUAUGGCGAGCCUGAGGGCUCUCGUUCCAGUGCGGGCGCUCCUGUGGAGGGCGCCGGUGCGCAGCGUGCACCGUGCGGCCGUCCGCGAGACGCGUAUCGUGCCGCAGCUGCCCACCUUCUACUCCGCCAACCCGGCACACGAGGCACACAUGGACCGGCUCGAGGCCCUGCUGCGCAAGCACACCAAGCAGCAGGCGCGCCGCGUCGCCGUUGAGCGCACCGCCAGCGACCGCCCGCGCUGGCUCUCAUUCGACCAGUACGCCCUGAUCGGCGGCACCUCGCGCCUCAAGCCGACCCAGUACCGGCAGCUGGUCUCCGUCCUCGACCGGCUGCACGCCAUCGACCCCCAGCUGUCCAACGGCGAGAUCGCCGCGACGCUUGAGGCCUUCCUGCGCAAGUCGCGGCUCGAGGAGCAGAACGUGGUGCGCCAGGAGCUCGACCACCUCGGCCGCGCCUGCGCCGUCGGCCGCAGAAAGACGUCCAGCGCCAAGGUGUGGCUCGUGCGCGGCUCCGGCGAGGUCCUGGUCAACGGCCGCACGUUCGCCGACUACUUCAGCAAGAUCAAGGACCGCGACGCCAUCAUGUACCCGCUGCGCGUGCUGGACGCCGCGGGCAAGUACAACAUCUUCGCCGCCGUGCGCGGCGGCGGCGUCACCGGCCAGGCCGAGGCCAUCAUGCACGCCGUGGCCAAGGCCCUGGUCGUGUUCAACCCGCUGCUGAAAACCAGACUCCACCGCGCCGGCGUCCUGACGCGCGACUACAGACACGUCGAGCGGAAGAAGCCGGGCAAGCGCAAGGCGCGGAAGAUGCCUGCCUGGGUCAAGCGUUAA
Molecule: messenger RNA, 840 nt
Organism: Eremothecium gossypii ATCC 10895
Lineage: Eukaryota; Fungi; Ascomycota; Saccharomycetes; Saccharomycetales; Saccharomycetaceae
Gene: MRPS9
Product: mitochondrial 37S ribosomal protein uS9m
Exons: 1
Coding region: 1-840 (279 amino acids)
Biological process (GO): translation
Cellular component (GO): ribosome; mitochondrial small ribosomal subunit
Molecular function (GO): structural constituent of ribosome; RNA binding
Source: RefSeq, marked provisional